AUGACGUUCGAAAGUACUGUUGAAAUCACACGCGGCAGCGUCGAGACGAAACAUGGCGCACCGCCUUCGGCGUCGCCCGUGACGGACUCGACACUGGCGCCGACGUUUUCGAUUCCUGCGCCCAUUGCGACUGUCCGCGCCAACGUCCAGGCGUUCGAAGCCGACAGUAUGCACAAACUGCUGCAGCGCUACGACGGCGUCGACGUGCUGCCGAGUGGCUGGCGACAGGGUCCACAGAACAAGGGCAUUCAGGUGGUCUACGGGGAGGUCCAGGGCAGUGAGUGGUACACGAUGAAGACGACGGGCAUGCUCCAGGUCAGCGCUUCGAAAGCUGCUGCUAUCCUCAUGCACUGCGACAUGGUGCCCAAGUUCGACGACAUGACCAAGGAAGUCAAGGCGCUCGAGACGCUCAGCGACGUGUCGGAAGUCCGGCACGUGACUGCCAAGUCGGUCAUGUUCACCACCGCGCGUGACUUCUCCGUCGUGUCUACGUUCCGCGAAGAAGCGAGCGGUCGGCUGCUCAUUGCCACACGUUCCGUCGAGCACGUGCCGGCGCGCAAGGGCUACGUGCGCGCGACCAUUCACAUCUCUGGCUACGUCGUGACGCCGCACGCAACGGACGCCAACAUGUGUGAGCUCAGCGUGAUUGCCCACAUGGACCUGGGCGGCAACUUGCCAGCAAUGGUCGUGCGCUACCUCGGUCUGUCGGCCCCGAUCAAGCUCAUUGAAAAGAUCCGCGAUGUCACGGCGGCACAGCAGCAGGCGUAG
This is a messenger RNA of Hyaloperonospora brassicae, 768 nucleotides long. Lineage: Eukaryota; Oomycota; Peronosporomycetes; Peronosporales; Peronosporaceae. The record is from the annotation of a GenBank genome assembly.